AAAUAUAAAGCCGUUGUCAUUUUGUAAAAAUUUGACGUAUUAAUCCUGGUCGUUCGUUCUUUUAAGACAUCAUCACAUUUGCUAAAUUGCUAGUUUGCUACCAGUUCUUACAUUUUUCCAUAUCUUUCUCUCUCCUCCUCUUUCUCAUUCGAAAUCGCAAAGUUUUUCAAAUUUAGGGCAAAAUUAUGGACGCCAAGAUCGGAAAAUUCUUUGAAUCUGUCGGAAAUUUCUUUGGUGGUGGCGAUCAAAUUCCUUGGUGUGAUCCUGAUACUAUUUCUGGCCUUGAACGAGAGGUAGCAGAGGCUUCUAAUGGUAGUGAACAGCAGAGAAGUGAAACUCUCAUGAGGCUUUCAUGGGGCCUUGUCCAUUCUAAACGUCCUGAAGAUGUGCAGCGAGGGAUAGCCAUGGUUGAAGCAUCGCUGGCCAACACUGGCAGUAGUCCGCUUGAAAGGAGAGAGAAAAUCUAUCUGCUUGCUGUCGGCUACUACAGAAGUGGUGAAUUUUCACGAAGCAGGCAACUCGUGGAACAAUGUCUGGAGAUUGCACCUGACUGGAGGCAAGCAUUAACCCUGAAGAAAAAUGUGGAAGAUCGAAUUGCCAGAGAUGGUGUCAUUGGGAUAGGCAUAACAGCCACUGCGGUGGGACUCCUUGUUGGAGGGAUUGCUGCAGCUGUGACUCGAAAGAAGUGAGGAUCUAAAUCUUAUUCAAGUCAAAAGGAUAAAUGCAAACAACCAUAUAUUUUUGACUAUGCUUUCUGUGAAGAUGUAAUGGCUACAUAUACUUUGUUCAUGGAUUGACUUGAUAAAUAAUCCUUCAACGUAGUUAGGGGUUUUUUUUCUUUCUAUUUCAUACAUGACUUGAUGUAUUGCCAUUAGGCAGUUUUGUGUUUCUUGACAAACCAAAUUUUAUCUGAGUAUAUUGUUGAA
This is a messenger RNA of Beta vulgaris subsp. vulgaris (sugar beet), 926 nucleotides long. Its product is annotated as mitochondrial fission 1 protein A. The transcript has 5 exons. NCBI's taxonomy places the organism in Eukaryota, Viridiplantae, Streptophyta, Magnoliopsida, Caryophyllales, Amaranthaceae. Gene Ontology annotation, molecular function: protein binding. Gene Ontology annotation, cellular component: peroxisomal membrane; mitochondrial outer membrane. The coding region runs from base 186 to 689 and encodes 167 amino acids. The record is from RefSeq and is a predicted model, not a curated record. Gene Ontology annotation, biological process: autophagy of mitochondrion; peroxisome fission; mitochondrial fission.